CGACUUAACUCUUUAACGUAUUAGCUAGUCGUCGCCCGAGUUUAUUUCGAGACUUGAUAUUUUUUUUUUACUUCAUUACAAAUAUUUCACCAAUAUCGAUACCGUUCAAUCCUGUUUCAAACUUUAUUGAUAAUAAGUUUUGUUUCUUUGUAUAAACCAAAAAGUUGAAAUAAUAUUAUUUUUUGAGAAGACAUAUAACACGAAAAUAAAUGAAGUAUAUAUUUUAUACUACAUUUGUAUGAGGUAUACUUCUUAGCAAGAAAUGGAAGCACUCAAUAUCUUAUUUUUUUUAAUAUUAUUGCCACCAACAAUAUUUUUAUUUCGAGCUCUUUAUUUAAUAUUUCAAAUCUGUACAUCUGACUGUAAGUUAGUAAGCCAAGAGACCACCUUGAAAACAAUAUUCUGCAUUGGAUCUGGUGGUCAUACUACUGAAUUGUUAAGGCUUGUUAAAAAACUAAGUACUCAGAAAUACCAACCACGUUUGUAUAUUAUUGCUGAUAAUGAUGUAAGUAGUGAAGUGAAAAUACUCAAUUCUGAAAGUACCAAAUUCUCUAUUAGUAGAAUACCUAGAAGCAGGAAUGUUAAACAGUCUUAUUUGUCAUCAGUUAUAAGUACAUUGUAUGCAAUAUUAAGAACUAUUCCAGUGGUUUAUCGUUUUAAACCAAAUGUUAUAUUUUGUAAUGGUCCAGGCAGUUGUGUACCCAUUUGUAUUGUUGCUUUUUUACUAAGAUGUAUAUUAAUUUUAGAUUGUCGAAUAGUAUUUGUUGAAAGUAUAUGCAGAGUUAGAACACUAUCUUUGACUGGUAAAAUAUUACAAUAUAUUGCUGAUAUAGUAAUUGUUCAAUGGCCACAACUAAGAGAUGUUUGCUUUAGAGCAAAAUAUUUUGGUAGAUUGACUUAAAUGGAUGCACCUAUUUGCCAAUUUAUCAAUAUUUUAGUAUAAAACUUCAAUCAAUAAGUAUUAAGUGAUAAUGAAAUGUAAAUACUAAAAAGAGCUUAAAUUUUUUAAUAAAACAAAGUGAUAACUUGAAAAAUUGUAUAAUUAAUUAAAGUAAUAGUGCCAGGGAGAUCAUAUAACUAAUGUUCUUAUUAUUGAUAAACUUUGAGUAAAGUGUUCUCAAUUUAUCAAUAGUGUAACGGUUAAUAUUGUGGAUUAAAUGCCUAAGCACACUUUUGUAACCUUUAAUGUAAAAUGCAUUUAGUACAAUAUGACAAAAUUUCAAUACAUAAAAUAAAGAUGCAAUAAUACAACAAAUAACUGAAAUAACAACAAAAAUAUAUUAAGAUGGUCAUAAGAUACUUAUCUAUUACUGACUUUUUCAGUAAAAAUAUAGAGAAAGCCAUGUUAUAUUAUUGCUACUCACAAAAUCGAAGCCUGCCCAAGAGAUUUCAUAUUAAGUAUUGCACAUUGUGCAAAAUCUUUAAGUUAUUCCUACCAUCUUAUUUACCGAAUUAUAUUUUUAUUGCCUAAAUAUAAUAAUUAUAGCUUUUAAUAAAGUAAAAGGCACAUUUUUCAUUUAGCAAAGGCAAAUUAUAAAGGCCUAUAAAAUUUCUAUGGCAUUAAUUGCUUUAUUUAUGAACUGCUAAGUACCUACUCCUUAGCAAGCUUAUAUCUAUUAUUAAAAGGAAAUAAGACAGUAGCUAUACUUAGGUACUUAACCUGUUCCAUACUUAUCGAUUAAGUAAGUACUUAUUGCUUAUAUAACUGGGAAUAUAAUUUUCUGCAUUUAAUAAUUUGGUGAUUAUUUCAUAAUAUCAUUUUUUAUUUUUUUAAUGUAUUUAGACCACAGCAUACAACUUAAAAUGUAUGAGUACAUCAGUAUACAUAUAAAAAUAUUUUAUAUUAAUUUAAAAUAUAUUAAUUUAAAAUAUUCAGAACUAAAUAUGUUUUAAUUAACAAUUGUAUCAAUGCAUUUUUUUUUUCAAUUAAUAAAAAAUCAAAAUUGCUUCUCAUUUUUACCACAAAUCCCAUUUCAUGUGCUUUUUUAUAAUUUAUUUACACAUUAUUGCACCAUUUGUAAAAAUAAUAAAUACAGUAAAUUUUAACGAGAAGUGAUACAGAAAAUAAUUGUUACACAUAUUCUAAAAUUUGUUAUAUGUAUUAAGAAUUGUUAUGACUCCUGCAUUCACUGGUAUGUUUAUUUGCAUGGCAAUUAAGUAGGUAGAAUAUAUAAUAGUUGCUUUCUCUUUUGAAUUUAUACUCUUACAUUAUUUUUCAGAUCAAAAACUAUCAAUUUUUAAAAGUAAUCAUUAAUCUAUAACAUAAUGCAUUAUUUCACUGCUAUGGACAACAAUCUAUAUACAUAUAAUUUAAAUGUAAAUGCAUCAGUCUUCACAACAGUAAAUUGCAAAUUAUGCCAUAUACAAAUUUUGUAAAUGAGGCACAUAUAAAUAUACAACUAGGAAUAUAGUGGGGUCAAUUCUGAUGCGGCAGUUUUUUUUAUCUCUGCAUCUAAAAUUUCAAUACAAUAUUGUAGCAAAAUCCUUAAGAUAUAACUAAUAAUCUACUUUAAAAAUGCUUGAAACAAUGUAUUUUAAUUAAAAUUUUAAUUUUAGAGAUAAGGAAGUCAACACUUCAGAAUUGAUCUCAGUGUACGUAAAUAACCCCUUAUAAUAAUAGAUCAUUAUAGUGGAGCAAACUUAUAGUAAACAAUAACUUCACCAUCUGUUUUACACUGGGUUUGAAAUGUUCUUUUAAA
Molecule: messenger RNA, 2699 nt
Organism: Galleria mellonella (greater wax moth)
Lineage: Eukaryota; Metazoa; Arthropoda; Insecta; Lepidoptera; Pyralidae
Gene: Alg14
Product: UDP-N-acetylglucosamine transferase subunit ALG14 homolog
Exons: 2
Coding region: 263-901 (212 amino acids)
Biological process (GO): dolichol-linked oligosaccharide biosynthetic process
Cellular component (GO): UDP-N-acetylglucosamine transferase complex
Source: RefSeq, a predicted model, not a curated record